AUGCUUGUCGACAAAGCAUUGAUUGCAUCCCUAUUGGGAUUUGCCGCUACCUCAACAGCGCGCAUCAUCGCCACAGAUGAAGUCCCCUUCAGCGGUCCAUCAUUCCUCUCCAACUUUGAUCCCUCCAAUUCCACCUCGAUCAGUCAUGCCAAAUCGAAAUUCCCUGGCCUCAUCGAUAGCCUCUUCUCAACCGGUGAUCUCAAUCGCACUGACUUGGCUUUCCACAUUGACGUCUUUUCAGCUGCAACCAAUCAAUCCAUCUACAGCUAUUCGCAUGUUGGAGAGAACUCGAAGAAGUCUGUGACGUCCGGAGAAUUUAACGACAAGACCAUCUCCCGCAUUGGAAGUGUGACUAAACUCUUUACUGUCUAUGCAAUCAUAGCCAAGGCUGGUAUGGAAGUCUUCAGUCACCCUGUGACGAAGUACCUCCCCGAACUGGCAGGUAAUUCGGCCGACGAUCCAUUGGAGGAAAUCCGCUGGGAGGAUAUCACCGUUGGAGCGCUUGCAUCUCAGCAGGCUGGUUCUGGGGGUGUUGCCGACUUCAUUGAAAAAUAUGCCAACCCCGAUAACCCAUUGGACUUUUCACCAGAAGAUCUUUUGAAGUUCUUCCGUGACGAGAAAAAGCCAGUCAUCUCUCCAUUCCGAAAUGCUGUUUAUUCUGAUGGCGGCUUUGCUAUUCUGGGACAGGUACUUGCACGUCUCUCGGGAAAGACUUAUAGGCAAGCUGUCCAAGAAAUCCUUUUCAAUCCAUUAGGCUUGGAGAGCAUGUCGACAACUGUUCCAACGGGCUCGGAUCUUAAUGUCGUCGAUCGCCGCGGUAUUGACAAGAACACCUCAUGGGGCGGUGACUUGGAAAUUGUUGCGUCAACUGGCAGUUACUAUUCCAACGCUGAAGAUCUCCGGGCCGCAGGUCUCGCCAUCUUGAACUCCGAGAUUCUCUCCCCAGCCACAACAUCCCAAUGGAUGAAACCCAGCAGUGGGACUGGCAGUCUAGUCGAGCUCGUCGGUGCUCCAUGGGAAAUCUCACGUCUCGAGAUCCCCGUCACCCCAGGCUCAAACCGUACCCGGAUCUCAGAUCUCUACACCAAGGCCGGCGGUAACGUCGACUAUACAUCCAUUUUUGCCCUAUCACCAGACCACGGCAUCGGUUAUUCCAUCCUGGUUGCAGGUUUCACCGCAACCCCCGCCCGAUGGCCCCUCCGCAACUUAGUCGGCGAGACAUUCAUACCCGCCGCCGAACAUGCAGCUACUGAAAACGCCAAACGAAACCUGGCCGGCACGUUUGUCGACGAAGCGUCACCAGAUACAAACAUCACGCUGUCUGUUGACCGAGGCCGUCCUGGGCUUGGUCUGAAAUCGUUCUGGCUUAAGGGCGAGAACGCCCGCGAUAAUGCGCAUUGGCGUCUCUACCCGACUGGUCUCAAUUCCUUCUCGAGGUCUCUGUCUGCCUUGUACAAGACUAAGGGCAAGCUUCGUGUGGCGCACCGCAUGGUGGAACCGGAGCCCCCGAUGAAACCUCGUGCGGCUGUUGAAGGUGGAAAGGGUGGUCUGUUUGACAACUCUUUUGUGUGGAUGAACCUUGACUUUGCUGGGCCCUCUGAUGAGUUUAUCUUCAAUUUGGUUGAUGGAAGACUUGUCAGUAUUGAGUAUCCUCAGACCGGCUCUGUUCUCAAGCGAGCUUGA
This is a messenger RNA of Penicillium coprophilum, 1683 nucleotides long. Its product is annotated as serine hydrolase domain-containing protein. The transcript is spliced from 4 exons. The coding region runs from base 1 to 1683 and encodes 560 amino acids. The record is from RefSeq and is a predicted model, not a curated record. NCBI's taxonomy places the organism in Eukaryota, Fungi, Ascomycota, Eurotiomycetes, Eurotiales, Aspergillaceae.